AUGCUGCAUGGUCCCUGUCGACUGAAGCAUGUCUCAGCAACAUGUUCGGCGUCCUCCUUCUCGUCGAUUCUGCGGCGCAAGCUCCUGACACUGGCGAUCGAAUCCUCCUGCGAUGACACAUGCGUUGCGAUCCUCUCAAAAUGCAAAAGCCCCCAGCGUUCGCCCUCCGGAAGAGCCAACCUCCUUUUCAACGAGAAAGUCACGGCCGAAAACACUGGUAAGGGAGGUAUUGUCCCUGUCGAAGCACUGAAGAGCCACGACACGCACCUCGCGAAACUGGUCGACAAGUCUCUGUCGUCGCUGCCAGUGGCUUCUGGUGAGACACCCGGGUUCAAGAAACUCUGGUUUCGAGAUGGAAGUGUCAGACAAAAGCCAGACUUCAUAUCCGUGACACGGGGCCCAGGAAUGCCAGUGAACCUUGCCGUGGGGCUGAAUACUGCCAAAGCUCUUGCUGUGGCAUGGCAGGUCCCAAUGGUUGGAAUCCAUCACAUGCAGGCACAUGCCUUGACACCGAGACUUGUCAAUUCGCUGCAGAAACAGGAACGGAGUGUUAAGGAUAAAAUGAGACCGGACUUUCCAUUCCUAACGUUGUUGGUCAGCGGCGGCCAUACAAUGCUUCUCUACUCGAAAGGGCUGGUGGAGCACGAGAUUUUGGCCUCUACCACAGAUACUGCGAUUGGAGACGAGUUGGACAAGUGUGGCCGCCUCAUAUUGCCCAAGCAGCUGCAGGAAGGGACACUUGAUACUUCUUAUGGCAAGUAUCUUUCGGCAUACGCGUUCAAGAGUGCGGACGAUUACGGUUCAUGGAGUAUACCACGGAGUCGCCAUGAAGAGCUGCAAAAGCCCGUGAAUAAAUACGGCUGGAAUCUGGUCACGCCCAUGUCCAAAAGCAGAACACCCGCCUUCAGCUUUGCCUCCAUUGCCAGCCAGGUCAAAACUGUACUGCAUGACCGUGAGAGCCAAGGCAGUAGGACAACCAUGGGGGGGGAGGAACGCGUGCUGCUCGCACAAGCAGCCCUGGUAACGGCGUUCGAGCAUUUGGGCUCUCGAACGAUGCUCGCAUUGGAGAAACUCCGCGAUCAAGGUGUGCAGAUUUCGACCCUGGUAGUGAGCGGUGGUGUCGCUGCCAACGACUUCCUACGUUACUAUCUACGACGAAUGCUUGAUCUACGAUCCUUUGGACAUGUAGAACUGGUAUUUCCGCCCGUAGAGCUCUGCACCGACAAUGCGGCUAUGAUUGCAUGGGCGGGAAUGGAGAUGUUCGAGGCCGGAUAUCGAACAGACCUUGGAUGUACUCCCGUCAGGAAGUGGAGCAUGGACAGCGAAAGCGAAGAGGGAGGCAUUCUGGGCAUCGGAGGAUGGAUUGUGUCGGAUGAUCACCCUGUUGCAACAUGA
Molecule: messenger RNA, 1395 nt
Organism: Capronia coronata CBS 617.96
Lineage: Eukaryota; Fungi; Ascomycota; Eurotiomycetes; Chaetothyriales; Herpotrichiellaceae
Exons: 1
Coding region: 1-1395 (464 amino acids)
Biological process (GO): mitochondrial tRNA threonylcarbamoyladenosine modification
Cellular component (GO): mitochondrion
Source: RefSeq, a predicted model, not a curated record